UUAAAUUAUUCGCAUUUCCCGAGCAUAAAUAUGGCGCUGGCAAAUGAUAUACCUCAAAUUCCUAUAACUGUUAAAGGUUCUACCUCCCGUAUUACCAAAUCUCUACUUUCAUCUUCAAUAUCAAGAUUAAACGGCCAGGCUGAUUUUGCAAACGUUAGUUCUAAGCUGGACGAAGAAUGUAACACUUCCCUUAUAGGGUCGGCUAACAGUUUGGGUUCACAAAAGAUUUCUGAUGAUAAUAUAAAAGUGAUAAUCAAAGAAAAAAGUUCGUUAAACAAUCUAAACCAUUUUUCCUGUAAUUCACCUGUCAUAACAAGCGGUGCCAUCAACAAUAUUAGAAUCAAUAGUAAUAAUAAUAGCGUAAAUGAAAUUAAAAUCCCAAAUCACCCAAAAAUGAAUAAGAGUAGGCGAUUAUGGAUGACCAUUCUAAAAGAAGCUAGAAGGGUGAAUGUGAAAAAAGGAAUAGACCUGCUAUAUAUGGAUAAUGAAAAUAUCAAUCAGCAUAUAAGUAAAUAUAAAAUCAUAAAUAAACAUUUAAAGCGGCCCAAUGCAAACGAUUUUACAAACAGUUUCUUAGAUAAUCAACGCAAAAUAUCAAACGGUAAGCUAGAAUGCAAAAACAAUUUUCUCGAUUCCGAAGAAGAAGAUAACGACAAUGGUAUCUACAUAACUGAUCUCGCACCUUCGUUUGAAAUCGUAAAAUACACCAAUAAAAAUAAAAAUUCAAAGCCUAAUGUCAUGUCAACAAUCACUACCAAUGGAUUUAUGCCUAUUAAAAGUCAUCGAAAAUACAACAGCAAAAAUCUUAACUAUUCUAAAGAUGGCCCGAUAACAUGCGAAAAAAGCAAUAUCAGGGAUGGGCAAAAUUCUAAUUGCAACUUCAAUGAAAAUGAAUUCAAAAGUAACUCCUUAACCUCUAUGCCUGACAGCAAAGAUUUUGAUAAACAUUCCCUAUAUAGGGUUGAGGCGGGCUCAGCAGUUUCGUCCAAUUUGAGCAGUUAUUACCAUGAUAAAAAUGUUGCAAAUAUGAAGAGAUAUAUAAAAUCUAUAUUUCAACCGGCAGAUAAUAAAUUGGCCAUUAAGUUGUUCGGCUCCAAGAAGGCUGUUAUGCAAGAAAGGAUACGCCAAACACAAAGUGGACACAGUUGGGUCAUUCAUCCUUGUAGUCAUUUCAGAUUUUAUUGGGACGUGUUCAUGCUUUUACUCCUUGCUGCGAAUCUCAUAAUUCUUCCAGUCACCAUAACAUUCUUCAAUAAUGACCUCAGUAUUUAUUGGCUAGUAUUCAAUUGCUUCUCUGACACCAUGUUCCUACUCGAUAUUGUCGUUAACUUCCGAACUGGAAUUAUGCCGGCGGACAAAACAGAACACAUUAUACUAGAUCCGAAGAUAAUAGCCAAGCAUUACAUAAAAUCUUGGUUCAUUUUGGAUUUUGUGAGUUCUUUUCCUUUCGACUAUUUUUUACUCAUCUUCAGCCCCGGCCUGGUACAAAGGGAUGGACAAAAAUUUCAAAUGAUUCAAGCGGGUAGAGCUCUAAGAAUUUUGAGGCUAGCUAAAUUGUUAAGUCUAUUGCGACUUUUAAGGGUAUCGAGAUUAGUUCGUUACGUUAAUCAAUGGGAGGAAGUUUACUUCCUAAAUUUAGCCACCGUGUUUAUCCGCAUAUUUAAUCUCGUUAGUAUAAUGCUUUUAGUCGGACAUUGGAGCGGGUGUCUACAAUUCUUGGUUCCACAAAUGCAAAAUUUUCCUCAUGAUUGUUGGAUUGUUAUCGCCAACAUAGAAAACUCAGACUGGUUCGAACAAUACUCAUGGUCAUUCUUCAAAGCUAUGUCUCACAUGCUCUCUAUAGGUUAUGGCCGUUUUCCGCCUCAGAAUUUGACGGAUAUGUGGUUAACCAUUUUCAGUAUGGUAUCUGGUGCUACUUGUUACGCCUUAUUUAUAGGGCACGCUACCAAUCUCAUCCAAUCCUUAGAAUCCGCCAAUAGACAAUAUAGAGAAUUGAUGAAACAAGUUGACGAGUAUAUGGCUUACAGAAAGUUACCCAGAACCCUUAGAAUGAAGAUUCAGGAUUAUUUUGAGCAUAAAUAUCAUGGAAAAAUGUUUAAUGAAAAUAUAAUUUUACGAGAACUAUCGGACACUUUGAGACAAGCCGUUAUUAACUAUAAUUGUCGGGAUUUGGUAGCAUCUGUGCCGUUUUUCGCGAAUGCCGACAAUAAUUUCGUGAACGCCAUCGUUUGUAAUUUGGACUACGAAGUUUUUCAACCGGGAGAUGUUAUCAUAAAUGAAGGUGCAAUAGGCGAUAAAAUGUAUUUCAUACAAGAAGGAGUGGUAGAUGUUAUAUCUGGCAACGAAGUCAAGACAUCCCUCUCCGAAGGAUCAUAUUUUGGAGAAAUAUGCCUAAUGACUUCUGAUCAAAAGAGGCAGGCCACUAUACAAGCCGCAACGUAUUGCCACCUCUUCUCGCUUUCGCGAAAACAUUUCGACCAGGUACUAGAGUUUUACCCCAUGAUGAGGAAAACUAUGGAAAGCAUCGCGGCCGAACGACUCACCAAAAUAGGUAGAGACCCUAGUAUAGUCAGCCCUAAAGAAGAUCUUUCCAGUUACAUGGAAACUGUUCAAGAAGUUUUGAAAGCCAAAGAAAAAGAAGUUUUGAUGCUGCAAAGAAAGCAGCAAGAAAGUAAAUCUUGCAAAUCUAUGUUCGCUCACACCUUGACAGACCCUUUCAUAUACACAGCUAUAGGGGGUAACCAUACCAUGGAUGAUGAAAUAUACGAUGUAACUAAUAGUAUGAAUGACAACAGGAUGGUUCAACCUAUAAGCAGAAGCCAUAGUUAUUCAAAUUAUUCCAACUAUAUAAGUUCUCAUUUCAAAAAGCGACGAAGUAAAGAUGAAAACUCCGAUAUUUUGACACCCAUAUCCACAACACACGAGAAAGAUAAAACUUUGACCCUCGAAGACAACAUACAACAUAACAAUUUUCCUGGAUAUACUGAUGAUAAUACAGAUCAUGUAAUCAAUGACACAUCUAAAAAAUGCUCUCCAAGCUCUAUACCAUGGUCGUCUGGAUUGAAUAAUCUAUUAAAUGUGGCCCAAGCCUUAUCGAGUAAACGAAAAUCAAUUUCUAGCAUACAACCUCAACAAUCAACAAUUAAGGAAAUCCCAGAUAGCGAUGAAAAACUUUCUAGUCAUUACGGAAUUAUGGAUCAAGGCAAAGAUUCUCUAGAAAAAUUAUCUAUGAAUAAUUUAAAAUCGGAUUGUGGUAUUGAAAUAACUUUUACACCUCCUAGUCAAGAAGAUCUUGAAAAAAUUAACAAAACCAAUAUUUUAAAUAAUAGUUUCGUAACAAAUUUGUAA
Gordionus sp. m RMFG-2023 is the source of this 3348-nucleotide messenger RNA. RefSeq lists its product as uncharacterized. Bases 31 to 3348 code for a protein of 1105 amino acids. Gene Ontology annotation, biological process: sodium ion transmembrane transport; potassium ion transmembrane transport; regulation of membrane depolarization. Lineage: Eukaryota; Metazoa; Nematomorpha; Gordioida; Chordodea; Parachordodidae. Gene Ontology annotation, molecular function: voltage-gated potassium channel activity. The record is from RefSeq and is a predicted model, not a curated record. The transcript has 8 exons. Gene Ontology annotation, cellular component: HCN channel complex; membrane.